This is a messenger RNA of Funneliformis geosporum, 549 nucleotides long. NCBI's taxonomy places the organism in Eukaryota, Fungi, Glomeromycota, Glomeromycetes, Glomerales, Glomeraceae. The record is from the annotation of a GenBank genome assembly.
AUGGAAUCAAAUGAAGGCUGGAGGGGUACAUACGUAGGAAGAAGAGUGAGAACUCAUCAAACGUUGUAUGAUGAAAUGAUGUCUUCGUUUAAAGACCUAUUUCAAAGUACUCCAACAUGGUUCCAGGAAAUUUCAAUGGAAUUAUAUGAAGAGUAUCGACAAUACCCACCAAUUGAUUUCUUUCGUUUUUUUAUCAUACUCUCCGUCGUACCUCUUACUUUAUUAACGUUAUGGAGUGCCGUUGUUUUUGUAAUGGUGUGGACUGGUAUUAGCGGUGUUGGUCUGACAGUCACCUUGCUAUCACUUUUUGCCACUUUCCUAACGAUUAUUAACAGCACCAUAUGGAUAACAAUGAUCACCUGUGAAUAUUUAUUGACAUUAUUUCGGGACCUUGAUCAGAAUAAGGAUAUCGUCGUUCAAAGUGCUAGUAGGAACGCGGAGGAAAGUACUACAACCGCAGCUACGGGCGAUCCGGAGGAGAUUCUAGCAACAACUUCAACCAUUCUCGACGACCCUACAGCCUUUACAAGCACAGCUCUCAACAUUUAG